CAGAGCCUCGCCGGCGGCUUCCUACUGCUCCUCGGGAGUUUGGGCCUCCCAAAGGAUGCCCCUAGCAAGCUGCAGUGCUACCUGAUGGUACCCACCAACGACAUGAACUGCACGUGGGAACCUGGCCCAGACCCAGGAGUCUUAUACACCUUUUUCUACCAGAGCAAAAAGUACGACCCUAACAGGACUCAGGAGACCCAGGUACCCAUAGGGCAGCACUGGGUACUGAUCAAGAGAGAAAGCUUGACCGAGUCUGACUUGUACCAAGUCUGGGUGAGGUCGGCCCACCGUCCCCCCAGCCCAGGAGACCCUGAGCCCCUCCUCAUCGACCUGGACGACAUAGUGAAACCCAACCCCCCUAAGAUGUCUCCCAGUGUGGAGUACUCCAAUGACUCUUUAGAGGUCACCGUUACCUGGACCCCUCCUGAAUGGUCCUAUCCCCAGUCUUUCAUCUACCAGCUCCGCUACCGCAACCACAGCAGCCCCGUCUGGAUCCAGCUGGAUCCAGAAGACACACUUAUGGGCCAUUUUGUCCUCCAAGCCCUGGAACCCGCCACAAGAUACGAGGUGGCCAUCCGCUGCCGACUUCAGGAUGAGAAAGGCUUCUGGAGUGACUGGAGCCCAAGUAUCAGCUUCUGGAGUGUGCCGGCUGCACCAAGCAGCCUGGUGAAUCUGUGGGUGUCAGCAUCUCUCUGCAGUCCGAAGCCUGGGGGUGACAGUCCCCUGCUGCUCUGGAAGCCGCUCGCAAAUGAGACCAAUCUAAGCUAUGAAGUGGUGUUCCGGGUCAGGGGUUGUGACCUGCCCCCUGUUGUGCACCCCUGCUGCCAAGCCUUGCUUCCCAGAGACGCAGAGUGGGCAAGGGUGCUGGCCUUCAACCCUACCGGCCGCACACCUUUUGCCAACCUCACCUUGGAGUGUGCGGGUUCUGCCCCGGAGGGAGUCAGGGUCGAGAGCACAGGGAACCAGGAGCUGCUAGUAACCUGGAAGCCCGGGCAAGGAGGGGAGCCCCAGGAGUAUGUGGUGGAGUGGGCCAGGGAUGGGGGAACUGUCCAGGAACUUCACUGGAUCCGACUACAAGCCGGGGAACACAAAGUCCUGCUGAAUGGGAACUUCCCACCGGGAAUCCCCUUCCAGGUGGCUGUGAGUGGCAUUUUCCCCCAAGGGCUGGGCCGCUCCUUGCCAGCCUGGGGCUAUGGGCAAGAGACAGUGCCCUUGGCAGGCCCAGCCCUUCAGCGAUUACAGGAUGUCCCCGGGGGAGCACCAGUUGUAGCAUGGGAGCAGUUGCCCCUCAGGCAGCGUCGUGGGCACCUGACUAGUUAUAACCUGUAUGUGCAGGCGGGCACCAGCCCUCCUACCCUCUGCAUUGUGAGUUCAGACACCCAAAAUCUAACCUUGCGGAACCUGGUGUCCGGUGGGCGCUACAAGCUAUGGAUGACGGCUGCCACCUCUGCCGGGGAAGGACUCCCUGGACCAAGCCUUCUAUUCCAACUCCCAGAGAACACAGUAAGGUGGAAGGUGUUCCUGGGCUGCCUGCUAUUCCCUGGGCUGCUGCUACUAGGCUGUGGACUGGGCCUGGCCUUCUCCAAACGUUGCCUCCAUAUCUGCCACAAGAUUCCACCCCGCUGGCUCUGGGAGGACACCCCAGAUCCUUUCAACAGCAGAGCCGCCUGGACGGAGGAAGAGGAUGUCCCCAGGGCCCUGCCCCCACAGGAGCCUCCUCUCCUAGAAGUGGAAGAGAUGGAGCCCCUGACUGCACCAGAGGCUGGAGUGGCCAGCCAACAGCCAUUGCCCACCUUUGGCUACGAGAGGCACUUCCUGCCCACCCCAGAAGAGCUGGGUCUCUACUCGGCAGGACAAGUUGACUGUGCUCAAAUCACCACACAGCCUGGAGAAGAGGAGAUGCAGGAUGGUGGGGAAAGGGGGCCAGAGGGGACUGUGGGAACCGAAAAAUCUGAGAACCUACCAGCCUCGGGAGAGGAAGGGGAGAUAGACACUGGGCCAGAAAUGACUGGCGUGUCCCAAAGCCUGGAGGGCUCCCCUCUCCGACUCCUUCCCUCCCCGCUGUAGGCCUAGACAGAAGAAUAAACCAAU
Molecule: messenger RNA, 2091 nt
Organism: Tachyglossus aculeatus (Australian echidna)
Lineage: Eukaryota; Metazoa; Chordata; Mammalia; Monotremata; Tachyglossidae
Gene: IL27RA
Product: interleukin 27 receptor subunit alpha
Exons: 14
Coding region: 85-2067 (660 amino acids)
Biological process (GO): cytokine-mediated signaling pathway
Cellular component (GO): external side of plasma membrane; membrane
Molecular function (GO): protein binding; cytokine receptor activity
Source: RefSeq, a predicted model, not a curated record